This is a messenger RNA of Haliaeetus leucocephalus (bald eagle), 2123 nucleotides long. RefSeq names its product coiled-coil domain containing 78 (gene CCDC78). The record is from RefSeq and is a predicted model, not a curated record. Gene Ontology annotation, cellular component: cytoplasm. The transcript has 16 exons. The coding region runs from base 414 to 2123 and encodes 569 amino acids. Lineage: Eukaryota; Metazoa; Chordata; Aves; Accipitriformes; Accipitridae.
GACUGUGAAUUCUCAUCAGCACUUUCGUUAUCUUAAUAAAAUUACUUCAAGUCUGUUAAGUUCUUUUGCAGAAAAAUAAGACAUAAUUGCAUGUUGCAUUAGCUUCUCCUUCCCCUGAGCCCCAAAAGAGCUCAUCCCCUGGGUCUCACUUCCAUGACCAUUGGUGAAAUCCACAUCAAGAGGCUAAGGGAUCUUCUCCAGGAGCCAGGACCAGCUCCUGGGGUGGCUGUAAUAAUUGGCUCCACCUUAAAAUCAAGGUGGAUGCCGCACCCUCUAGUAACCGAAGUUGAUAGCAACAUCGCUUGUGCUGGACCUCGAGGGAACAGUUGCUGCUGUAGAGAUCCUUAGAUCCUUCCUUUGCUCUUCAGUCGCUGCCUGCCUGAUACCUUGCAAAGAUCCUGGCCUCCAAGCACAUGAAUUCUGGAAGUGUUGCAGAGAACGAGAAUGUGCAGCUGCAGGAUAGGAAUGAGAGACCGUACCUUCUCGGAGACCUGCAGGAGAGAAUGGGGAAGCUGGCUGGCUCCAAAACAGAUCUGUCGGCCAGAAUGAUCUUCAGUGAAGAGGAAAAACUGAAGAUUUCCAAAGACCUCGUUGAUCUCCAGAUCGAGACAAACAAAAUGAAGGAGCAGUAUGAGACAGAGAACUUUGAACUGAAAAAUAUGAUCCUGGCCCUGGAGAACCGUGUGCUGGAGCUGGAGCUCUGCAGUGAGAAAGUCACUGGGGAGCGAGAUGCCUUACGGGAACGCCUGCAUGCUCUGGAGACCAGUCGGAAGGAGCUGGCAGAUGAGUACAUCAUUUUGAAAAGCAAUUACCUGGCCCUAGGCAAAGAACUGGACCAGGAGGUCAUGAAGAAUGAAGAGCUCAGCCAAGAGCUGCUCAACCUGGCCAAUGCCAGGAGCACCCUUCCCCACACAGAGAGCAACCGCUCCCCCGCCGUGGCCAAUGAAUCCUCUGCUGAGCUGGAAAAAGUGAGAGCAAUGGUGCAUCGUCUCUCUGCUCGGAAGGUGAAGCCAGAAGAUGCAGUUGCCUCUGAAUGUGAGCAGCAAAAGCUAGAGAGAAACUUGCCUGGAAACCAGGCUCACAUAAAAGUGGAGCUUGAAAAACUGAAGAAAACCUAUGAUUCGCAGCAGCAGAAGCUGGAAGAGAGAGUGAUCGCAAUGGGGAAGGAGCUGCAGGAGGCAAAGGGAGCAAUUGGAGACACCCAGCACAAGCUGGCGGAGCAGUCAGCGGUGCUGCUCACGUCCCAGAGCCAGCUCCAAGAGGUGGAGGCAGAGAACUCCCUGCUGCAGCUCCGGCUGAAGGAGCUGAAUGAGGAAUACCGCUCCCGGCUCACACAGUAUAUCAAGGAUGUGGCGGACUACAUGGACAGCAAAUCCAGCAACGUAAUGGGGCCUAGCAAAGCCCCAGCUGAUCGUGCUCCUAUGAAACGCUUUGUGGACAGCAUGCUGAAGGACAUCAGGGCUUCCUACAAGUCUCGGGAAGAGCAGCUAGCUAGAGCAGCACGUGGCUACAAGAAACGCAUGAAAAACUUGGUCAAGAAGCAUGAGAACCUGCUGAUCGCUUACGGGCUCCAGCGAGAACAGAUCCGGUCCUUGGGCAGCAGUGCUAUGGAUUGUGGCCCUGCCGAGCUCCACUUUUCCAUCACAGACCCAGAGCUGCUGACAAACACAACCCGGGAGCUAAACCGGCUGCGGGAAGAUAAAGCAAAACUGGAGAUGCAGCUACAUGAACUGCAGAAGGUGGUGGCUGGGCUGGUGGCUUUCUGCGGCGGUGAAAUGGAGGUGAAAAGACUGAAAGAAACCUCUGCCUUUCCGCUGUCUCCUGAGCAGCAGCUGGAUGAGGAGGGCUGGGCAGAGGUCAGGAAGCAGCUCCGGGAGUUUGCACACACCACCCAGAAGGAUUUGGAGCAUGAGAGAAGCCAGCUGCUGACUCGGGCAAUCGUGGCAGAAGAGCAGGUGUCGGAGCUGCAGGAAUACAUAGAUAAGCAUCUUGCAAGGUACAAGCAGGAGAUCCUCCGGCUGACGAAGCUUGCUGGCAGCGAGGUACCACGCACGCUCAGUGCUGGGGCGGCCGAUAUUCACUCGCUGCCCAGAGCCAGAAGGACUGUCAGCCACAAACCAUAG